Molecule: messenger RNA, 6149 nt
Organism: Protopterus annectens (West African lungfish)
Lineage: Eukaryota; Metazoa; Chordata; Ceratodontiformes; Protopteridae
Product: membrane-spanning 4-domains subfamily A member 8-like
Exons: 5
Coding region: 79-678 (199 amino acids)
Cellular component (GO): membrane
Source: RefSeq, a predicted model, not a curated record
GCCAUCCAAAUAAUAAUAGGAUUAAUCAACAUUUUGUUUGGGAUUCCUCUCGCGUUUACCUUCUUUUCAAUUGCAACCAUGUCAGGAGUGCCUUUUUGGGGUGGACUACUGUACAUAGUUUCUGGGUCCCUGACUGUAUCAAAUGACAAGCAAACAAGCAUAAGAAAGGCCAAGAAAACACUAGUAAUGAAUGUGGUGAGCUCCGUGGUAGCUUUUGUGGCAGUAAUUCUUCUUAUUGUUGAUGCAGCAAUCUACAUUCCUUGCUACUAUCCUUAUUGCAACGACGACAGCUACUUCUACUCCUACUCCUAUUGGUCUGAUCGAUAUCCAGCAUUAAAGUCUAUUAUGAUUAUUUUCUGCUUACUUGAGGAACUCAUCGCCGUUUCACUGUCUGUGUACACAUUUAAGACCUCUCCUUCCAGCAGAUGUUGCCUUCCACAGCCUACAACAAUGAUUGUGACUCCUGAUGUCUUGCAGAUCAAGCAAGUUCCCCUGGCAAUGAAUACUCAACCUGCCCCUCCACCAUACAGCGAUCCUACACCUCUUCUCAAAAAUGAAGCCACGAGUCCUAAGAAUGAAUCUACAGGGAAUAAUUCCCAUCUACUGACCCCAUCAUCAUCUCCUUUGUUGUCACAAGCUGAUGAUGUGCCUGUCCUAGAUGUUGCACUAGCAGUUUAAAAUUCAGGACUGUGUUCUUACACAGCCAGCAAUAUAAAACUAUAGAGUAAUGUUUUUUUUCUUUUCUGUUUUAUUCUUUCUGCAUAAGCAUUAUUUCUACAGUUAACAGCCAUAGCUGUGCAUAAAUAUUAAUCAUACUAUAUUGUGAUAAUGAAGAAAUUUCACUAACAGAAAGUUUGAAGGUCGUGGUAUCAUUCAGCAAGUUUGUAUCCAGUAAUGAACUGUUUUGGCAAAACCAUCUCCGCAUCAUGACAGAGAGAAGUAGAAUUCUCAAUUACCUACCUAAAGUUGGACUGAUGUCACUUGAGCCAACUGGGGGAGGGCAUGUGCCCAGGAUUUUGAGUACCUUGUUUGAGACCUGAGAACAAAGUUGUUAGGUGUAGCUCAAUCGGCAUGUAACUAGUCCACAAAUGACCAUGUCCCCUCUAACUAUUACACGCCCAACACUUGGCACUAUUGGGAAUAUAUUUGAAAUGAUGACCAUUAAGAAGAAAAUCUCUAAUUUCCAUCAAGGAUAAUGUCACUACUCCAGGUAUUGUAAUCUCAUCCCAAGUGGAAUGACUGGGCCAUAGGGUACUUCUCUAAAGAAGAGCAAAUAGGCCAUUUGAGUCAUUGAGGGGUAAACGCUUAAUGGUCAGAUGUGGGGAUUGGCAACAAGUAUAAUAAAAAAAUCUUACUAAAUUAGUUGCAGUAGUUGAACUGGCAGUUUUCUCAUAUCCCUAUGCAGUAAGGGAGCAGCUUUCAAAUUUCAUCAAAACCAUCUUCAUUGGAGAUUGACUUGAGCCAGGAGGUAAUGAAAUCAAAGCACUGGUCACAACAAUACUUUUUUGGGAUAGUUAGAUGAAGUCAAAAGCAGCUAUGUAUACUUUAUAUGACCAAAGGUAUGUAUUAAAGAACCAUUAUAAACAUUCGGGAUUCAUACUUAGAGGCAGUCUAGAGGAAAUGAAUGAAUAACCAUGGAUAAACAGCAUCCUACCCAUGAUGGGAUUCAGCUGAAAAGGCUAAUGAGACAAUAAGUCAAUAUUCAAAAUGGCACAUGCCAAGAUUAGAGAAUUGGUAGUGGACUACUUAAAUUAUUUUCACAAACAAACACUACAGAUGUUUAAGGUGCAAUAAUAAAUGAAUAAGACAAAUGUCAUAUCUACUGAAGAACUUAAAAUAAAAGGGAGGGGGGCAGUAAGUUAAUCUUGCAUUACAGCUUCAUUCUACAUUAUUCCACAUAGCUGGGCAGUUUAUAUUAAGGAGUAAUAACACUGCAACAGUUUUGCACAUCAUAAACAUAUACUUGUUUUUCUGUGAAUGAAAAAAUGUAUUUACCUUUUUGUGGCGGGUUAAGACUAUGCUGUAAAUCUUUAUAACUCUAUGUCCAUAUCUAUGCCCCUCUUUUGAUGAAUCUCUUGCAGAAGCUCCUUCAUUUAUGUAGCAGCAGGACAGCAGCAGUGAUUGGUACCAUAUACUUUUCAACUUCUCCUUCCACUUUACUUUUCUGCUUUGUUUUGCUCAUAUUUCUAAAGACACAUGUCCAAAAAGCAUCAUAACAUUAUGAAACAGAAACAUUUUUCUUUUUUUUGACCAGCUUUUUUUAUCACUGUUGCCAUAAUUACCUAUACAUAUCUUAAACACAUUUGACUUAAAGCUAGGAAUGGAGAUUCUUUGCAAAUGCAGAUCCAGUGUCAGGCUGUAGUGCCCCCACCCCCUCAAACCCCUUAUUGUUGCAACACCUUCAACAAAAAAAUUCUGGAUCCAAUACAACUUCUCUGGGUUCAAAAACCACAAAUGGAUAGGAUUCUUAAAUUUCUAGGACCCGCACAAUAUCUGCAUAGGGGUAAAGAGUUGGUUAACUGUUUCACAGCCAUGACAAAAUUCACAAUGUCGCUCUCAGUCAAAGGCUCAGCUAUUGGAUGGAAUCUCCUUUUUAGCACUGUGAUAUAGGCUUUCCAAGGAAGACUGUGAUGUGUGACUUUCUAUAACUGGAGCACAGCUUCCUGUUUUUUUCUGAAAAUGGGACUGCCACUCCAGAGGCAAUUUUCCUCCUUGCAUGCAGCAUUGAAAAAAUGCUUUAACCAUGGCAUCCCAGUAUAUUUAAUUCCUUUGUCCACUCAUGCAGCCUUUACAAUUGUUACUGUUUAAUCAUAACCAUGACUUCAUGUACAGAUAUGUAUCUAAUCACACCAGUUGCUUCUUGUACUUCUGCCUAAGAAGAGAUGUAUCCCCUGGAUAUGGAUUAGUGUCCCUGGUAAAGGGCAUAAUUUCUCUGCCUUCUAUAGGAACAGUCUGGCAAUAUACCAUCCACUCUCCUAAGUCAUAUAAUGGUUUGUCAGAACCCCUUUAUGGUCAUGUCCUUAUCAAACUUUCACAACAAGGCCUUCACUUCAGCACCUACCACAGGAGCUGCCUUCCUGGCUUAUCAUUACCUAUUGGUCAUAUCCAGAAAAAACAUCAUUUAGCAUUAAAUGGUUUUUCUUUUUCCUUUUUUUUGUGUGAUGGCUUCUCUCACUUAUGUUGUCCAUCACUGGGCCUUGGGAUUAACAGCUUAACAAACCCCGCCUUGGGUCAUGGCUCCUUGCUGUUCCUAUGACUAUCUUGACCAGAGUACAUUUGUAUGUGUUCUAUUUCCAGUCUGUCACAUGAUAUGUAAGAAGCCAAGAGUGUACUUUAGCUCCCAUUCCAGCUGUUCAUGGUCUUCAUGGACAGAAUGUCGUGGCUUUUGGAAAUAUCCAGAUUAAGGAUGUAAGGAUUGUAAUUCUGUUUAUCACAGACAAUAUCUUUUUGGAAUCCAGUGACGGAUCUCUGGCAUGCAAGGGAAUGGUUUAGUGGUGAAUGUGAAUCCACUGAGAAUGAUAAUCAUCUCAUUAAACUCCAAGGUCCUUUGUCUGUCUGCUUCUCUCUCUCUCUCUCUCAGGAAACAAUGGUUUGCUGUCUGCAGGGAAGAGCAGCUACCACAAGUAGGAGAGUUUAAGAAUCUUGAGGUCCUGUACAUGUAGAUUAAAGAAGAAAGGUGCAGCUGUGUUUGUACUGUAGGUGUUGACCGGACUAAGACCAGAUCUCAUUUCAAAAUCAAGCCCUGUUUUUCCAUCACUCAGUAUCACCAUCCUUUACAUAUGGUUAUGGACUUUGGGUAGUAACACAAAGGGAAAAAUCAAGAAUAAAAAUGGCAGAAAUUACAUUCGUUCAUAAUUUCUGGGCUUAUUUCUCCAUGACAAAAUGAGCAGCUUGGCAAUCCAGGAUGAUUUUGGAGUAGAGUUACUGCUCCUCAGUACUGAGAAGGGCCAGUUGAGGUGGUUUGGACACCUAGUAAGGAUGGUUCCUAGAUGCCUUCUGAUGGAGGUGUACCAGACACAGUCCGCUGAAUUGGAGGCUCUAAGCAGGUCCAGGAUACACUAGAGAAAUUAUACCUCUCAGCUUUUCUGUGAAUGUCAUGGUAUCAGCCACUAGGAAAUGUUUACUGUUGCUGAAUGCAUCUAAAGCCGGAUUGGCCUGUUGCAUUAGCUAUCGCUGUGACCAUCAGCAGGAAGAAAAUUAGGUGUGUGGAUGGAUGGAUAUCCUCAGAACCAGCAAAAAAUAUGGCAAAUGGGAUGUGAGAAUGCCAUCUUCACCAGACCAGUGAAGUACGUAACUCAUUGGUUGACCACUUCAUCUCCCAUAAUGUCUUUCCUCACUGGGGGUCUUCACAUAAUCCCAUACUCGGGUACCUGAAACUAUUUUUCCAAGGUGCCAUAACAAAACCUCCACUCUUGUAUCUGUACUGAAUUCAACCCUUAGCUAUAACCCCGAAAGUGUUUGACCUUUCCUGAUCUACUACAUCUUUACUCUUAGCUGGUUUCCAGUGUCCUACCCUGGCCUGUCACCUUCUGUCUUUGUACCUCAGCCUUGUUUACCUGUCUGGUGUGGUUUGGAUUAAUUGUCACCUAUCUAGCUGCUCCCUGGUGUAAUGAAAGUCACAGGUGAGCCAAAAGACUUGAAGUCACAAGGAAUCCUUGCGGCUACUUAGAGCUUGUAGGUAUGACUGAACAGGCCUAAUCUAACAUGCUUUUUUGUGUUGCUAUACAUCACAGUGCUUGUGUGAGUACUGCUCAUGUUGUUGUUUCUGUUCUUUCUUGCAUUGUAGAUUUCUAUUGCAUUGUAGGUCAUAGUAAAUCUCAGCAGCCCCCAAAAGUUAACAUUUUCUCUUAGAAUGUUCAAUCUCGGUACUAGUAUAACUCUUGAUUCUAGACCACUAUCUGAUAGUAGAACUACUGGCAGAAACUGAGUCACUGGUGCCAGUUGGCAAUGUAGACUACAAAGUUAGCAUGUACAUGAGUUUUGCCUAAAUAAAAUUUCCCAUUGCCAGAAAAGCAAAAAAGAUCCUUAAGGACAUUGGGCAUCAUUUAUGACAGCAAAAACAAAAUAUAAAAAAUAUCAAGUGCUGCACUGAGCUCUCCUGUCUUUUCUUUCAAUGGAUCCCUCCCAGAUUAGCAGAAGAGUACUAAAACUGAAAAUAUGCUUCUAUUCUGGACUGAUGUAGAAUAAAGUGGUGAAUAAUAAAAUUAUUCAGUAUACAGAGUUCCCAUAUGAUCUGUUGGUGACCCUGACUUAUUAAUACGUUUAGCUUGCCACAGGGUCAGUUGUGAUGUGUUUGGAAUGGAAGAGGGUUGUUUUCAUGUUUCUGCAUUUGUUAAUGGAAGACGCACUGACUGCAGUUGAGUACCAGUGGGGGUUGCACAUUUUGGGACAUGGAUGUCUCAACCUGAUGACAUCAAUGUGUUCUGCUGAGAGAAGAAAAUGCACCCAUAGUUCUAGAUGAAAGCCAAACUAAAUACCAUAACAAUCCCAGAACAAGUUUAUAAUCCAGAAUGGGCUGGAAAUGUUCCAUGACAUCUCGGAAUGAUGAAGGUAGGGGAUGCAAGAGGAGAUUGUCUCCUUUCUCUUUACAUUGAAGUGAUCUGAAAAGUUUGGGGACUGUCCCUGCCCUCCCCUUCCCACUCUCUCUCUCUGACACACACACACACACAUGGGGUAAGAGUUAAAAGGGUGCGACUAUACCAGAGAAGCUGGACUAAUAGCUACAGGGCAGCUUGAAGACCCAGCAUUGUAGUUUGGGGGUUAUGGAUCUGUCCCCAAUAACCAAAGGUAACAUAUGUUUUUCUAUGUUGCUUUUAUUGCAAAUGUCUCAUAACUUUUAUUCUUUCUGAAUAAUUCAAAUAUAUGUAAUUCAUCUACUAGAAUUGUUUCUCUGCUGCUUACUGAUUUUAACUGAUUUAAAAGGAAGAAAAUAAUCUUAGAGCUGUCUAAUCUAUCUUAUUUCAUUUAAUGCUUAUGAAAGUAACUUCUUUUAAUGAGAAUUACUUAACAGUAAAAUCAACAGUAAUUACGUUAAUUGCACUUAAGUUUAUAAUCAUGUAUCACAGUGUUAAGUUGCCAUUCUUUCUGUGUAAAUUCACAUUGUAAUUAAAAUGUUUGAAGUAAAAUAAACAUAAGUGCUUUCAUUCCAA